Molecule: messenger RNA, 1155 nt
Organism: Cryptococcus deneoformans JEC21
Lineage: Eukaryota; Fungi; Basidiomycota; Tremellomycetes; Tremellales; Cryptococcaceae
Exons: 7
Coding region: 146-991 (281 amino acids)
Cellular component (GO): plasma membrane
Molecular function (GO): acetate transmembrane transporter activity
Source: RefSeq, a predicted model, not a curated record
GUGUGAUCUACGCCAUAAUCUGCAAGAAGAUAUUCGGUCGCCGAUGGCGCGAAGACGAAAGCAGUAACGUAUAAUACCAAGUCCUAUUGCUUGCACUUAUAAAGUCCAGUGCUCCCCUUUUUGCUUCUCGUAUCCCUGUACCAAGAUGACAACUUCGGCUAAUCACUCUAUCAUGGUGCAUCCUACGACCCCCACAAUAAGUCAUGUAACAAUCGCGAAUCCACACCCUGGAGAUAAUGCCCCACACACAAUGUAUCGUACACCUUCGCAUUUCAGCGGAGACGGUGGACCUGGCGUAAUAUACCCAGAGGGGAUGCGCCUCUCCAGAGCCUUGACUCCUGGCGGUAACCCUGUAGACACAUCUCAACCGGCUCUACCAAACUAUCAUAGGGCUCUUGGAGACCCUGCACCCGUAGGUCUUAUCCCCCUUUCAUCAGGGACACUACUCAUAAGUCUAUACAAUGUUCAAACUCGAGGUAUCACCACCCCAAAUAUUAUUCUGGGUCUUGCCCUUGGAUUUUCAGGUAUAGUGCAGACAAUUGCGGGCAUUUUGGAAUGGGCUUCUGGAAACACUUUCGCUGCAGUAGCUUUAACUUCAUAUGGUGGCUUCUGGUUCUCAUUCGCAGUUCUCUACAUUCCCCAGUUUGAAGUAACGGCGUCAUACGCAUCUGAUAUCUCAAUGCUGGCUAACGGCAUUGGUCUCUACCUUGUCAUGUGGGGCAUCCUCACUUUUUUGUUUCUCCUUGCUUCCUUGAGAUCAUCAGUCGCGCUGAUUAGCCUUUUCCUAAUGCUAGAUUUGAGUUUCUGGUUGACCGCCGCAGGUUAUCUGUCACAGAAUGAAAAGAUCUUGAAAGCCGGAGGCGGCUUUGGUAUCGCCGCUGCAUUCUGCGGAUUCUAUGUAGCGCUGGCGUCUUUAUUAUCGGGUCAUACUAGUUUCUUCCUUGUGCCUACGGGGGACUUAAGGCCCGGGUCUUCCCAUAAAAGGACAUGAGAUGACGUUGAGCAGUCUAAUUCUUUGUCAUUGUUUUCCUUACCUUCAAAUUUAGAUCAGUCACCAGCUUCAUACGUACCCUGGAUUAACCAUUUGCCUUGAUUGUCCUCCUUGGUGUACCGUAGUGUAGCGUCUUCGCAUGUAUGCAUUGCAGCAUUCAAGUA